AUGCCCGCUUCGUCUCACACCGAUUCCAGCGCCACCCUAUCUGCGCCACCUUCUCCCGCGACAACCAUGAGCGCCGCACACAGCGACAACGACACCGACUACGCAGUCGACAAUUCUCUCGACGACAUCUUUGGCUCGUCGCCACCCCGCGAGACCCAGCGCCAAUCUGAUCCCAACGCAACUGAUUCGAAAACAACGACCGAACCGUCCGAUCUGCCCUCUCUCCGUCGGCAACACGUCACCGCGGGGUACCGCGAUGGUGUCUCGACCGCCAAGGGCGAGCAUGUCCAGCGUGGAUUCGACGCCGGAUUUCCCGUCGGAGCCCAGCUGGGAAUGCGAGCAGGCACCAUCUUGGGAAUCUUGGAGGGAAUUCUACGGGGAUUGGAGGAUCGGUCUUCCUCGGGCGUGAUUAAGAAGCCGGCCGGUCGCGCUGCAGCAUCGCGAUCGAACGAGGCAUGUGCGACCGAGGCCAAGGCCCAGGAUUUGCAAACUCGAAAGCGAGAUGAGGUGCUCAAGUUAUACCGGGAAGCUGUGAAGGCUCUGAGCGUGCAGUCGGUCUUUGCUGCAUCUGCUACGUCUGCGGAUCAGGCGUCGACAUCGGCAACAGGACAUGCGGAAAAUGCAGAAGUUCAAUUGGGCAGGAAGGGCGAUACGGUGGUCACCAGAUGGGAAGAGAAAAUGACAGUCUAUCAAUGGGAGAAGAAUAUGGAGGCGCUUGAAAUGAAGGAAAGCUCGGAAAAGACCACUUCCUCGGAUCAGGUUCUUGCUAGUGACCGAAGCUGA
This is a messenger RNA of Penicillium diatomitis, 783 nucleotides long. Its product is annotated as Yae1 family protein. The transcript has a single exon. Bases 1 to 783 code for a protein of 260 amino acids. Lineage: Eukaryota; Fungi; Ascomycota; Eurotiomycetes; Eurotiales; Aspergillaceae. The record is from RefSeq and is a predicted model, not a curated record.